Messenger RNA from Dromiciops gliroides (monito del monte), 1443 nucleotides. Its product is annotated as voltage-dependent P/Q-type calcium channel subunit alpha-1A-like. The record is from RefSeq and is a predicted model, not a curated record. The transcript is spliced from 3 exons. Gene Ontology annotation, cellular component: neuronal cell body; voltage-gated calcium channel complex. The coding region runs from base 853 to 1305 and encodes 150 amino acids. Gene Ontology annotation, molecular function: high voltage-gated calcium channel activity. Lineage: Eukaryota; Metazoa; Chordata; Mammalia; Microbiotheria; Microbiotheriidae. Gene Ontology annotation, biological process: chemical synaptic transmission; calcium ion import across plasma membrane.
UUUUUUCCUCACUCUCUUUUCUCUACUUCCCUCUUCUCCCCCCCCCCCACACCUCCUUUCUUAUUUUAGCAAAUUCAAAAGGAGGAGAAAUUUAGCAGGGGGAAAAAAUGCCAGAUGCUGCAGCACCCCGGCAAUGGUCAUGAGUAGAUGGUGGAUGGCACACAUUCCUCGCGCUUUCAUGUUCGGAUUUUACCGAAUUUCCUUGCUGCAUUCAAGCCCUAAGAUGAUGCCAAAUUGAGGCACACGCGCGCUCGCGCGCGCGCACACGCACACACAUCAGGGCAGGAGCAGCAGCCGCGGGUGGGGAUACAGGAAGAGCAAACAGCCCUGCGUCUUCAAGGAGCCUAACGCGAUCUGCCGAGCAUCUUCCCUCACCCCCCUCCCCAGCCCCUCCAACCCCCCAACCUUUUCCUCUUUUCCAACCCCCUUUUUCUUUCCCUUUAAUUUGUUUCAUUUUUUUCUACAUAUAUUUCAUAUUCAUCCAUUUAUUUAUUUAUUUAGGCUCAGAAGCAAAUGCUCAAGUGAUAUAGAACUGGGGGGGAGGGUAUUAUCUGCUGGUUUUUCUUUGCAAAGAAUACAUUUCAUUAAUUAAUUUUAAUUUUUUUAAUGAUUUUUUUGCGGGAGAAGAUAGAACCGCACUCAGUUGCAGAGAGAAAUCAUUUUUGAAAAAUGCAGUCCUGACCGGGACAUCGGAGGGAUUGAAGGUUGCAUCGCGUUCCUGGUUGGGGGGCCGCUGGAGCAAGGAAGAUGUCCCGAGCCGCUGCUGGCCCCUGCUCUGGCCAGGCUGCUGCCUGAACCGCACAGCGCCCGCCCCGCCGAGCCGAGCCGAGCCGCCGCCGCCGCCGCCGCCCGAUGGGAUGGGAUGUGGAGCUGCUCCGCAGUAGCAGCAGCAGCAGUGGCAGCGGCAGCAUCAGCAGCAGUAGCAGCAGCAGCAACCUUAGCAGCAACAGUAGCAGUAGCAGCAGCAGCAGCAGCAACAGCAGCAGCGUCCGCCGCAGCAUCCGCCGCAGCCUCGUAACCCUCGGCCCUUUCCUCUUUGCAGGAUGGCCCGGUUCGGAGACGAGAUGCCCGCCCGCUACGGGGGAGGAGGCGCUGGAGGAGGCGCCGGGGCAGUCGUGGGAGGUGGAGGCGGCCGGGGUGCCGGGGGCAGCCGGCAGGGAGGACAGCCCGGGGCGCAAAGGAUGUACAAGCAAUCCAUGGCGCAGCGAGCCCGGACCAUGGCUCUGUACAACCCUAUUCCCGUCCGACAGAACUGCCUCACGGUCAACCGGUCUCUGUUCCUCUUCAGCGAGGACAAUGUGGUGAGGAAAUACGCCAAAAAGAUCACCGAAUGGCCUCCCUUGAAUAUAUGAUUUUAGCCACCAUCAUAGCAAACUGCAUCGUACUAGCUCUCGAGCAGCACCUGCCUGAUGAGGACAAGACACCCAUGUCCUGAACGCCUGG